Durotheca rogersii is the source of this 2159-nucleotide messenger RNA. RefSeq names its product phospholipase A2. The record is from RefSeq and is a predicted model, not a curated record. Bases 99 to 2009 code for a protein of 636 amino acids. The transcript is spliced from 2 exons. Gene Ontology annotation, molecular function: 1-alkyl-2-acetylglycerophosphocholine esterase activity. NCBI's taxonomy places the organism in Eukaryota, Fungi, Ascomycota, Sordariomycetes, Xylariales, Xylariaceae.
CUAUCCACUUCCCCAUAUAUCUCCGACACCUGUCUUGUCUUGCUUGCUUCAUCUUCCGUUGAAAACCGUAGAUCUUGGUGCCGUCGAGUAAACCAGCCAUGGCACACCCUGCAGACGCCUCGAGCGCCGACAAAUGGAGCUCGCUGCUCUCGAGAUUGAACCCGGUGCCGGGCUUCGCCGAGUACACCGGGCCCUAUAAGGUUGGUACCGUUGACGUCGAGAUCCCUGUCUCCGAGCUCGACUCGCCCGCUCCAGCUCCGCACAACGCCUCCCAAAUCGAGACCGUACAAUUCCGAAUCUACUACCCGGCUCCCCCUGACGCCCAGGGCAAGCGCAUAACCUGGCUGCCCGCUCCUCAGCGAGAGCACCUCUCGGCAUACAUACAGUUCCUGGGUGUUGGGUCCAUGGUGGCGCAAGCUGUCUCCUUUCUUCCGAGACACCUCCACUACACGUCAAUUCCUGUCGUUAAAAAUGCGCCAGUACUCGAGCCUAACACGCCGAACGGACGCUGGCCGACCGCCAUCUUCUCCCACGGCCUCGGCGGCAGCCGCAAUGCCUACUCCCAGAUCGUCGGCUCCCUAGCCUCUCACGGCGUCGUCGUAAUCUGCCCCGAACAUCGUGACGGCACUGCCGUCGCCUCUUUCAUCCGCAUUCCUUCCGAGCAGCACCGGUACUUCGUCCGUAAUACGCGCCGUGUCGUCCCAUACCGCCGUAUCCCCCACGAGGUCUCCGACGAGGUCCACGCCCUGCGCAACGACCAGCUGCGUAUCCGCCUCUGGGAGCUCGGCCUCGUCCACGACGCCGUCCUCGCCAUCGACCGCGGUCAUUCCCGCACGAAUCUCAACAAGACCACCCCUUCCCUCGCCCAGUUCGUCGACCAGCUCCACGUCCACGAUCCCGGCAGCAUUAUCUUCAUCGGCCACAGCUUUGGCUCCGCCACCGCCGUCCAAUUCCUCAAGUCGGUCUUCUACGCCGGCCGCCCCGAGCUCGAGGCCAUGGCAGAUCCCCUCUACACACCCUCCCGCGACUCCGCCCUCUGCCGUCAGAUCACACCCCGAAACGUUACUAUCCUCCUGGACAUGUGGUGCUUCCCGCUGCUGGCCAAGACGACGAAACAGCUCUUCGACCUCCCCCUCCCCGUCUACGUCGACUCGUCUCCCGUUCCCUCCUCUCCCUCUUGCUCCCCCUCCGAGCGACCCCCGCUUCCCUCGUCCGCCCCCGCGCCGGCAGCGCCGGGCGGCAAUGCACUACUGGCGAUCGAGUCAGAGGACUUCUUCAAGUGGACAGAGCACCUUCACGCGACGGCGCGCGCGCUAUCGCCGGACCCGUCGGCACCGGGCCCCGUGUCGGCUGCCGCCUUCUAUGAGGAGCGGCCAUUCGGCGCGCGGGGUGUCAAGCUGCCCGAACCACACUUCUUCUUCGUCUCGCGCUCGGCCCACCUGUCACAGUCCGACUUCGGCGUCUUAUUCCCCUGGCUGACGCAUAAGGUCUUCGGCUCGGAAGAGCCCGAGCGCGCGCUCCGCCUCAACCGCCGCGCCAUGCUCCAGGUGCUGCGCGCCAACGGCGUGCCCGUCGCGCGCACCUGGUCCGGUGACCUGGUUGACGGGGCGGACGUCGGGAAAACCGGUGAGAAACUUGGCAAGGAGCCGGUGCCGGCCGACCAAGGCGAGGCGGACGGUAGUGACGGUGGUAAGAAUGACGGAAACACGCAGGUGGACGCAGCGCCGUCGCCCUCGCCGAUGGCGGUGAAGGACAGAGGCCCCGACGACGGGAUCCACGACGACAGGGCGAUCCUAGACCGCGGCGGGCACGGCGCCGUCGACGCGUGGCAGUGGAUCGACAUCGUGGGCAUGGGCGAGUUCACGAUGGCAGAUGCCGAGGGAGCGAAGGACGCGGACGCGGCUGCCAUAGCCGAUUUCAUCGAGCCCAACGUCGCGGAGGAGGCAGCCUCCUGCAAGAUCGCGAAAGCGACAGCCAUUGCCCCUGCUGCUGCUGCUGCUGCUACAUGAGGGUGGAUGACACCUUGAUUUGGCGUUGAGGCUGAAAUACCGCCUCUUUUUAUCAGUAGCUCGUAUCCUUCGGGGUCUCCGAUUGUCCUCUCCGUGUAUUUUCUCCCUUCUCUGUUCUCUCUUGUCGGUUUCUCCUCUGUUUAUGCUCUC